UGGCUAAUACUACAGUACUGUGUGGGUAUCAUAGGUUAAUCUUGCUUUCCAACACACUAGCUCCUUAAGUCACCCCUGCACUUAAGAUGAAGAAUUCAUCGUUUAGUAAGGCUUUAGACUCUUCAUUUCUCUACUUUAUAUCCCAGUUCUUCUAAAUCUCCUACUAUGUUUUUACAGGGACAGAUUCCGGAAUUUACUCUUCAGUCUUUAAUUUUGCCUGGUAUUCAAAUAAGUGGUUAGAAAGUUGGCCUGCUGCCUUGAUGGCAAGUAAAAAUAUUUUCAAUUAAUUUUAAAUUUUACUUCUAGAUGCUGCUUGACACUCAUGGGUGUAAGCAAGUUAGAUAUCCUAUACCGGAGACUUCUCCUCACCAAACUUUUCAUCAGAGGAUGGGGAAGGCCAGAAGAUCUCAAGAGACUCUUUGAAUUCAGAAAGAUGAUUGGAAAUCGAGAAAGGUGCCAGAACCUGGUUUCAAGUGACUAUCCGGUACACAUCGAUAAGGUUGAAGAACAGUCAGAUUGUAAGAUCCUAGAUGGACACUUUGUUUCUCCCAUGGCCCACUAUGUGCCUGGUAUCAUGCCAAUUGAGUCUGUUAUUGCAAGGUUCCAGUUUAUCGUGCCUAAAGAAUGGAACAGCAGAUACAGACCUGUGUGCAUUCAUCUGGCUGGAACAGGAGACCAUCAUUAUUGGAGGCGCAGAACGCUCAUGGCUCGUCCCAUGAUUAAGGAGGCCAGAAUGGCUUCUUUGUUGCUAGAAAACCCUUAUUAUGGCUGCAGGAAGCCCAAGGACCAAGUAAGAUCCAGCUUAAAAAAUGUGUCUGACCUAUUUGUGAUGGGAGGCGCUCUUAUUCUUGAGUCUGCAGCUCUCUUGCACUGGCUGGAGAGGGAAGGUUAUGGACCUCUUGGGAUGACUGGGAUAUCCAUGGGAGGACAUAUGGCCUCCUUAGCAGUGUCCAACUGGCCCAAGCCCAUGCCGUUGAUUCCAUGCCUGUCUUGGUCCACAGCGUCUGGGGUCUUCACCACGGGUGUAUUGAGUAAAUCAAUUAAUUGGCGGGAGCUGGAAAAGCAGUAUUAUACACAGACAGUUUAUGAAGAAGAAAUUAUUCAUAUGCUCGAAUACUGUGGGACAGAUUCUUUCAAAAUGGGACACGAGUUCAUGAAACACUUCCCUAGCAAUGAAGACAAGCUGACUAACCUGAAUCUGGUUUCCAGAACUUUAAACUUAGAUAUGAGAGACCAAGUUAUGUCCCCAAAGCAUGCUGAGUGCCAUCAUUCUGGUAAAGCAUCUAUCAGUGCUACUUCAAAAGGACAGCUGUUGCAAGAUACAGCUAAGGUGGAACGCUUGAAUCAAACACUCACAACUAACAAAAGUUGUUUUGCAAGUUACAGCCCUCAGUCAUUACACUUGCUCAGUAGAGAACAAAGAAGGAGCAACCUUCAAAAAGAAUCUUUAAUAUUCAUGAAAGGAGUCAUGGAUGAAUGCACUCACGUAGCAAACUUCUCAGUUCCAGUUGACCCAAGCCUCAUUAUAGUGGUACAAGCCAAAGAGGAUGCCUAUAUUCCACGAACAGGAGUUCGAAGCUUACAAGAAAUUUGGCCUGGUUGUGAAAUCCGGUAUCUAGAAGGGGGUCAUAUCAGUGCUUAUCUCUUUAAACAAGGACUUUUCAGGUAAGAUGAUUUCUCUAGCCAGGGUUUUAUUUGUUGUUUGAUAGGGGGUAUUUUUUGCCUUAAGAAAUAUAUGGAGGCCAAUAAGGAAGUAAGUGGACUAGAACAUAAAACAAAAGUACAUAAUACUUUAUUUCUUACAUUGAGGUAUUUUUUUUUCCUGUAUGUCCUCUAGAGAAUGAAGGCUGUAGGAUAUCAGAUGCACAUUUUAUCCCAAAGUUUUAACCAGAGAUACUUUUAGAAAUAUAAUAGUUAUCUGUCCUUGCCCAUAUUUGUCCAUGACUAAUUCUUUACAUUUCAUUUUAGACAAGCCAUCUACGAUGCCUUUGAACGUUUCCUUCAUAAAUAUGCUAACUAAUUGGAUCGAUGUAUAUGGUAUAACAUCCUAUCUCCUGCUUUAAAAGAGUUCACCCUAUGAUGAUGUGAAAAACAAGCAGACAGCACUACAUACCUGAUUGUUGCCAAGUGAGUCUGUAUGGCCAGUGCUGCAGGCAUUUACAACUGUAGGCACAUUUCAGUAAUGUGAAAGCAGUACUUGAAUCAUACAAUCCUGAAGUAUUUGUAACUCUUAAAAACCUCAUAUACCUUAUAUAACAUCUGUUGUUACUAUUUAUGAGGACAUUUUAAUUGUGAAUAAUUUAUUGAUUCAGGAUAAAUAGAACUCUACUGAUUUUUAAGAGAAUUGUUGAAACUAAGAUUGUAACAUCACACGUACUGUAUACCGUUAUAUGGCAGUUUUGCUAUUAACUUGAUUUUAAAAAUCCAUGUCUAUCCUUUUUGUGUGUGUAGUGGGUUUAUAAUCUGGUUUUCAACUUUAAGAUAUUAAACCAGUGUUACCUUUGAAUUAUGAGCAUCCUGAGUGCUAAGCUGUACCCUGUGUGGUAGUGCACUUGUAAUCCCUGCACUUGAGAAGUGGAGACCGGCGAGUCUGGAGUCUAGGCAUUUUCUUUUUCAGAGCAAAUUGAGGCCAGCCUGAGCUCCAUGAGACCCUGUCUCAGAAAACAUGCCUUGCAUGGUAGCUCAUGUCUUUAAUCCUAGCGGCAGGAAGCAGAGACAAGCAGAUCUCUUAGAUGAGUGUCCAGGCUGGGACCGUGCUUGCCCAGCCACUAGACUCGGAGGCCAGUUCCCAGCACUGCCAACAAAAAGAAAACCUGGAGGUGUUUGAGAAGUGGGGGUUAUACAUGUUUUCUCUACUUAAGAGAGAUUUAUGUUGAAAAAUGGAAAUAAUAAAAGAACUUUGCACUA
Messenger RNA from Rattus rattus (black rat), 2907 nucleotides. RefSeq names its product abhydrolase domain containing 18 (gene Abhd18). NCBI's taxonomy places the organism in Eukaryota, Metazoa, Chordata, Mammalia, Rodentia, Muridae. The record is from RefSeq and is a predicted model, not a curated record. Bases 323 to 1669 code for a protein of 448 amino acids. The transcript has 11 exons.